This is a messenger RNA of Knipowitschia caucasica, 2286 nucleotides long. Lineage: Eukaryota; Metazoa; Chordata; Actinopteri; Gobiiformes; Gobiidae. The record is from the annotation of a GenBank genome assembly.
AUGGCGGAGGCUGGGGUCUUACCGGACUCCUCUGACAGCGACCCGGACCACGAGCCCGGAUCCCCGCAUAAACUCACGCGGAAAGUCUCCACCUCGGGCCAGAUCCGGAGCAAGACGGUGUUGAAAGAGGGAACUCUUCUCAAACAGACAAACUCUUUCCAGCGUUGGAAACGGCGCUACUUUAAGCUUAGAGGACGCACACUGUACUACGCCCAGACGGCCAAGUCGAUUAUCUUUGAUGAAGUGGAUCUGAGUGACGCCUCUGUGGCCGAGUCCAGCACCAAGAACAUCAACAGCAGCUUCACUGUCAUCACUCCUUGUCGGCGUCUGAUCCUCUGUGCUGACAGUCGUAGAGAGAUGGAGGAGUGGAUCUCUGCUCUGCGCAGCGUUCAGAGCCGAGACAACUAUGAGACCUCUCUCAGUGUGGAUCACUUCAGUGGAAUGCAUAACUGGUUCGCCUGUUCUCACGCUCGCCCCACGUACUGCAACGUCUGCAGAGAAGUUCUGUCCGGAGUGACGUCACACGGCCUCUCUUGUGAAGUGUGUAAGUUUAAAGCUCACAAACGCUGCGCCGUCAGAGCCACAAACAACUGUAAGUGGACGACGCUGUCAUCGGUUGGAAAAGACAUCAUCGAAGACGAGGAUGGGGUGUGGAUGCCUCACCAGUGGACAGAAGGGAAUCUUCCAGUUUCUGCAAAAUGCUGCGUUUGUGAUAAAACCUGUGGAAGUGUCUUGAGACUCCAGGAUCUGAGGUGUCUGUGGUGUAAGAGUAUGGUGCACUCUGGUUGUCAGGAACAGCUCUCCCAGAAGUGUCCUCUGGGUCAGUGUAAAGUCUCUGUGAUUCCACCAACUGCUCUGAACUCCAUCGACUCUGACGGGUUCUGGAAGGCCUCCUGCCCCCCCUCCUGCACCUCCCCUCUCCUGGUCUUUGUAAACUCUAAAAGUGGAGACAACCAGGGAGUGAAGUUUCUGCGACGCUUCAAACAACUGCUGAACCCAGCGCAGGUUUUCGACCUGAUGAACGGAGGACCUCACCUCGGUCUGAGGUUGUUCCAGAGGUUCUCCAACUUCAGGAUACUGGUGUGUGGAGGAGAUGGCAGUGUAGGCUGGGUCCUGUCUGAGAUUGACGCUCUGAUGCUGCACAAGCAGUGCCAGCUGGGGGUGCUACCCCUCGGGACGGGGAACGACCUGGCCCGGGUGCUGGGAUGGGGCGCGGCCUGCGACGACGACACACAGUUGCCUCAGAUACUGGAGAAACUGGAGAGAGCAAGCACCAAGAUGCUGGACCGGUGGAGUAUCAUGGUCUACGAGACCAAGUUGCCUCGACAACACUCUGCAUCUGCAGUCGCUGAAGAGGACGACUCAGAGGUGCAGCAGAUUCUCACGUAUGAAGACUCCGUCGCAGCUCAUUUGUCCAAAAUUCUGACGUCUGACCAACACUCUGUGGUCAUCUCCUCCGCAAAGGUGCUGUGUGAGACGGUGAAGGACUUUGUGGCUCGUGUGGGAAAAGCCUAUGAGAGAAACAGUGAGAGCUCAGCGGAGUCUGAGGCCAUGACCAAGAAGUGUUCUGUUCUGAAGGAGAAGUUGGACUCUCUGCUAAAGACCCUGAGUGAGGAGUCCCGCGCCUCCUCCAUUCCCCGUGCCUCCCCUGCCCCCCCUCAUCCUCUAGCCCCUCCUCCCACCAUCACAGAGGAGCAGGAAGUGGGCGGAGUCCUGCUGGUCACCACGCCCCCUCCUCACCCCGCCCCCUGCUCCUCCCCCCCUCGUUCCAGUCCCGCGUCGGCCAUCUUUAAACCGCGGGAACAAUUGAUGCUAAGAGCUAACAGCCUGAAGAAGGCUCUGAGACAGAUCAUCGAGCAGACGGAGAGAGCGGUGGACGAGCAGAAUGCACAGGGAUUCUGUCUGGACCCACAGGAACCCAGCCAGGACUUAAACCAGGAACCAAAUCAGGACCCAAACCAGGGCCAAAACCAGGGCUUGGGUCUUCCCCUGAGUUCGGGUAUAGACCUAGACUUUGUGCUGAAGGAGGAAGAAGAGGAUGAACUGAGUCAGCCGUCUCAGUUCAGCUGCAGGAAACUUCCCCACCACAGAGCCAGAGCUCCCUGUGAGAAGCUCAUCUUCAAAGGAAGUGCACCUCUGGGCUCAUCGCCACUUCCUGUUCAGACAGGAAGUAAUGACUUCAUUUCCCUCGACCCCAAGAUCCUGUAUCCAGAUCUGGCUGGGUCUCUGUCCUCUGCCUCCAUCAUCAGUCGUUUGUUUGUGAACGCAGACCCUGACAACCUGUGA